CUAUACGUAAUAAUACUAUAUAUAUCGUAUAACACUACACCCCCAACCCUACGCACAUAAUUACGGACCAGAAGCUCGGGAAUCCCGCGGCGGCAACGUACCAAGCCCUCAACACAGCUGCGAUCAUACUGGCGGCCAUGCCUUCCGACCGUAAACGAAAACCAGACAUGGACGUCUCCGGUUUCAUCGCCAACCAGGCCGACGCUUCCUUAAUCUUUGCGAAGCACGUCUUCGCUGACCUGGUCAAAGCAGAUUCCAACCUCGUUCUGUCUCCCCUCUGCAUUAACAUCGUCUUGGGUAUGGCCGCCGCCGGCUCAAGAGGCAAAACACGCCGCCGCCUUCUCUCCUUCCUCAAAUCCGACUCCACCGCUGAUUUCAAUGCUUUUGCCUUCCACGUCCUCACCAAUAUUCUUGCUGACGCCAGCCAUCUCGGCGGCCCCAGUCUGUCGGCGGCUAACGGCGUUUGGAUGGAUCAAACCCUUUCGUUUAAGCCCUCCUAUAAAGAUCUCUUGGAAAGGUCUUAUGGUGCUGUUUCUCAAGCAGUUGACUUUCGCUUCAAGACAAGUGAAGCAAUUGAUGCUGUGAACUUGUGGAUCGGAAGGAAAACCGGUGGCCUUGUAAAAAAUUUACUUGAUAAGAGUUCGGUUACCCAUGAAACAAUCAUCAUCCUUGCUAACGCACUUU
Molecule: messenger RNA, 684 nt
Organism: Cuscuta epithymum
Lineage: Eukaryota; Viridiplantae; Streptophyta; Magnoliopsida; Solanales; Convolvulaceae
Source: the annotation of a GenBank genome assembly